This is a messenger RNA of Coffea eugenioides, 4161 nucleotides long. Its product is annotated as probable pre-mRNA-splicing factor ATP-dependent RNA helicase DEAH5. The record is from RefSeq and is a predicted model, not a curated record. NCBI's taxonomy places the organism in Eukaryota, Viridiplantae, Streptophyta, Magnoliopsida, Gentianales, Rubiaceae. The transcript has 2 exons. The coding region runs from base 282 to 3866 and encodes 1194 amino acids. Gene Ontology annotation, cellular component: intracellular anatomical structure; catalytic step 2 spliceosome. Gene Ontology annotation, molecular function: RNA helicase activity; RNA binding; ATP binding. Gene Ontology annotation, biological process: spliceosomal complex disassembly; mRNA splicing, via spliceosome.
CCGACGAGGACAAAUCACGAAUCUUAAACCGCGCCAUCCCAACCUUUUUCUCUCUCUCUCUUUUUUUUUUUUGUGUUUUUGUUUUUUGGGGGAACCGUUCCUCCGGCGGCCUAUAAAUACUCUUUGUAGAGAUUAAAUUAAGUUUUGUUCCUUAUUGGGACUCCUGAUUAAGAUAGGUUGCGAACUCCAGUUGAUUGGCUAGGGUUUUGUUUCUCAUCGGCUUGCCGGUUGCUGGUUUUCUGGAAGACUUGAUUGAUUGAGGCUGUUCAUACGUCGUGGAGAUGGGGGACGGCCCUGGGCUGAAGGAAUUAGAAUAUCUCUCGCUCGUCUCUAAGGUAUGUUCAGAACUCGAGACUCAUUUAGGUGUUGGGGAGAAGGUUUUAGCUGAAUUUAUUACUGAAAUUGGUAGAAAUUGUGAGAAUGUGGAUGAGUUUGAUGCUAAGCUUAAAGAGAAUGGUGCUGAGAUGCCCGAUUAUUUUGUCCGGACUCUGCUGACCAUUAUUCAUGCUAUUUUGCCUCCCAAACCUAAGUCCGAGAAGGAACCUAAGGUUGAGGAAAAGAAAUCAGGGUAUUCAGCUUUGAAGAUUGCAGAUAGUAGAGAGAAAGUGAAGGAAUUGGAGCGGGAGAUUCAGUUGGAAGCUAGGAGUAAGCAGCGAGAGGAAGAAGAGAAAGAAGAAGAUAGAUACAGGGAUAGACGAGAAAGGGACCGGGACAGAGAUAGGGGCAGGAGGAGGGAAAGAGAAAGGGAUGGAAACAGAGACAGAGAUAGAGAUAGAGAUAGAGAUAGGGGCAGGGAUAGAGAUAGCGACCGAGAUAGAGGUAGGGACAGGGAUAGGGAUAGGAAGAGAGAAAGGGAUGAUGGCUACGAUAAUGAUGAAACUAGGAAAAGGCACAUGCAGAGUCGACAUGAGAGGAGCGGGAGAGAUGGCUAUGACCGUGAAGAUAUUGAUAACAAUGAAAGAAGGGAGAGGAACAAUGGCAGGCAUAUGGGAGGUGAGCCAGAAUUAUAUCAGGUGUAUAAGGGGAGGGUGUCGAGGGUGAUGGAAUCAGGUUGUUUCGUUCAGCUGAAUGAGUUUAGAGGGAAGGAGGGAUUGGUCCACGUUUCUCAGAUGGCAACUAGGAGGAUAACUAAUGCCAAGGAUGUUGUAAAGAGGGAUCAGGAAGUUUAUGUGAAGGUGAUUUCCAUGAAUGGGCAGAAGUUGAGUUUGUCAAUGAGGGAUGUUGAUCAAAAUUCUGGCAAGGAUUUGUUGCCAUUGAAGAAGAGUGGUGAAGAUGAUGGUUUGAGAGCAAAUCCAAAUAGUAAUGGGGGUCCUGUGACUAAAACAGGGCUUUCAGGGAUUAAAAUCAAUGAAGAAGAUGAUUCUAUGCCUUCAAGGAGGCCGUUGAAGAGAAUGAGUUCACCUGAGAGAUGGGAGGCAAAACAACUCAUCGCUUCCGGGGUUUUGGGUGUUAAAGAAUAUCCCAUGUAUGAUGAUGAAGGAGAUGGUUUGAUGUAUCAGGAGGAAGGUGCCGAGGAGGAGCUAGAAAUUGAGCUGAAUGAAGAUGAGCCAGCUUUCUUGCAAGGCCAGAGUCGCUACUCCAUAGACAUGUCUCCUGUUAAGAUCUUUAAGAAUCCCGAGGGCUCAUUGAGUCGUGCUGCUGCACUUCAGUCUGCUUUAAUAAAAGAGAGAAGAGAAGUAAGGGAGCAGCAGCAGAGGACAAUGCUGGAUUCAAUUCCAAAAGAUUUGAAUCGACCAUGGGAAGACCCAAUGCCUGAGACAGGCGAGAGGCAUUUGGCACAAGAGUUGAGGGGUGUUGGAUUGUCAGCAUAUGACAUGCCAGAAUGGAAAAAGGAUGCCUAUGGAAAAGCUCUUACUUUUGGGCAAAGAUCCAAGCUUUCUAUUCAGGAGCAAAGGCAGAGCCUGCCCAUUUAUAAGCUAAAGAAAGAGUUAAUACAGGCUGUCCAUGAUAAUCAGGUUUUGGUUGUGAUUGGUGAGACAGGUUCAGGCAAAACGACUCAGGUUACCCAGUAUUUAGCUGAGGCUGGAUAUACUACCAAGGGUAAAAUUGGAUGCACUCAGCCUCGGAGGGUGGCUGCCAUGUCUGUGGCUAAGAGGGUCGCUGAGGAGUUCGGUUGCCGUUUGGGUGAAGAGGUGGGGUAUGCUAUCCGUUUUGAGGAUUGCACUGGACCUGACACUGUCAUCAAGUAUAUGACUGAUGGCAUGUUGCUGAGGGAGAUUCUGGUUGAUGAGAAUUUGUCUCAAUAUUCUGUGAUCAUGCUGGAUGAAGCUCAUGAGAGGACAAUUCAUACUGAUGUGCUUUUUGGGCUGCUUAAGCAACUUGUGAAACGGAGACCCGACCUUCGUUUGAUUGUCACGUCUGCCACACUGGAUGCUGAGAAAUUCUCGGGUUAUUUCUUCAACUGUAACAUCUUCACCAUUCCCGGAAGAACUUUUCCAGUUGAAAUACUAUACACUAAGCAGCCAGAAAGUGACUACCUUGAUGCUUCUCUAAUUACAGUCUUGCAAAUCCAUUUGACCGAGCCUGAAGGUGAUGUUUUACUCUUCUUAACUGGUCAGGAAGAAAUCGAUUAUGCAUGUCAAUGUCUCUAUGAGAGAAUGAAAGGGCUGGGUAAAAAUGUUCCCGAGUUAAUCAUCUUACCAGUAUACAGUGCCCUUCCAAGUGAAAUGCAAUCAAGAAUUUUUGAACCAGCCCCUCUAGGAAAGAGAAAAGUUGUUGUCGCAACCAACAUUGCUGAAGCUUCGUUGACAAUUGAUGGUAUAUUCUAUGUCAUCGAUCCUGGAUUUGCCAAGCAGAAUGUUUACAAUCCUAAACAAGGAUUGGAUUCGUUGGUGAUAACUCCAAUUUCCCAAGCCUCAGCAAAACAGAGAGCAGGACGUGCUGGACGUACAGGACCCGGAAAGUGUUAUCGUCUGUACACAGAGAGUGCAUUCCACAAUGAAAUGCCACCCACCACAAUUCCAGAAAUUCAGAGGAUUAAUCUUGGGACAACUACUCUUAAUAUGAAAGCUAUGGGCAUUAAUGAUCUUCUGUCUUUCGAUUUUAUGGACCCUCCUUCUCCUCAAGCCCUCAUAUCUGCCAUGGAACAACUUUACAGUCUUGGAGCUUUGGAUGAAGAGGGACUUCUUACUAAAUUGGGCAGGAAAAUGGCCGAAUUUCCUCUUGAUCCCCCUUUAUCUAAGAUGCUUCUAGCUAGUGUCGAUCUUGGUUGCAGUGAUGAGAUUUUAACAAUAAUUGCAAUGAUUCAAACCGGAAAUAUCUUCUAUCGUCCAAGGGAAAAACAGGCUCAAGCGGAUCAGAAAAGGGCUAAAUUUUUCCAGCCGGAGGGAGAUCAUUUGACGUUACUUGCGGUUUAUGAGGCUUGGAAAGCAAAAAACUUUUCUGGUCCAUGGUGCUUUGAAAACUUUGUUCAGUCCCGAUCUUUGAGGAGAGCUCAGGAUGUUAGGAAGCAACUUCUCUCCAUCAUGGACAAGUAUAAAUUGGAUGUCUUGGGUGCUGGAAAGAAUUUCACCAAGAUUAGGAAGGCUAUUACAGCAGGCUUCUUCUUCCAUGCUGCCAGGAAGGAUCCACAAGAGGGUUAUAGGACCCUGGUGGAGAACCAACCAGUUUAUAUUCAUCCAAGCAGUGCCCUUUUUCAAAGACAACCUGAUUGGGUUAUCUACCAUGAGCUGGUGAUGACCACAAAAGAGUAUAUGCGUGAGGUAACAGUCAUAGAUCCAAAGUGGCUUGUUGAACUGGCACCGAGAUUUUUCAAGGUGUCAGAUCCCACAAAGAUGAGCAAGCGCAAGAGACAAGAACGGAUUGAACCACUUUAUGACAGAUAUCAUGAGCCUAACUCUUGGCGCCUCAGUAAAAGGAGGGCUUGAUUUGUCUUUGCUGUAUAACCACGUUUCAGAUAUUACAAGCCACUUCUGGCGAAGUGAUUGGAAUUGGGUUUUUUCCUUGUGCUUGAAUUGUAUCAUAGACAGUCACUCUUGUUCCUCUCUUGUAGGCCUAAUUGUUGUAAAUUUGGGAAAUUCUUUUUGCCUUUUGAAGAGUCCACAUUUUACCUUUGAAAGCCCUUUAAUGACCCCAACAGAGGGGUUAUUCACCCGUGCUGCCGCCUUGUUGCAUAAGUGCUGUGGUUUAUCUCAUAUAAAGCUGGAAAUGUCACUUUUUGAA